GUUUUCGUUCAAAACCCUCAAAGGACUCGAUCAAGUUUAUAUUGCGGUCAAAGCUCAUGCCUUAUCAAGAAACGAAAAAAUGGCUGCGACGGUGUCAGAGAAAUUUACUGCUGCAGUAAAAGUCGUCCAGUGCAUGCCCAAAGAUGGGCCAUUUCAACCGUCGUAUGAAAUGAAGAAACGAUUCUACGGCUUGUACAAGCAGGCUACAGUAGGUCCAUGCGCUGAACCUAAGCCAGCAUUCUGGGAGGCCAUCAAGCGAGCAAAAUGGGAUGCUUGGUCCCGACUUGGUGGCAUGCCCAAAGAUAAAGCCAUGGACUCCUAUGUUGACAAUCUUCUCGAGGCCAUGCUGAAAAACAAGGAAGGCGAUCAAGGCAACAUGCAGCAUAUUGUCGAGACGAUGCCAAUCAGUGAAGACGUCAGUGCCUUCUUAAAGGCCAUGGGUCCUUUCUUUGAGGCAGUCAACGAGCCACUAGGAGUUCCUGAGGAAGAGAAGUGGAGAUUCUUUGAAGGGUCUACUCCCAAAGACAAUCCACAACAUAAGAACGGAUCAACCAAUGGAGACCAUGCCUCAGAUUCUCAAGAAGACUUGAAUGGUGACAGUUCACCAAUCGUUGCCUCCUCUGCCCUGGCCAACCACACAAGACCAGUUGAGAGUGACAGUACGGUCAUAGUCAAGACAAAACUGAAUGGAGCAAAUGGCAGCGUUGGACCAAAUGGAGAUGUAUAUCGAGACCAGAGUCAUCCGUUCGUCAGCAUGGCCGAUGGGGACCUCAGUCCAGAUACAACCCACGAGGACCCGGCCAGGGAAACCAACGGGAUGGACAGGAGCAGCUGUACGAGCGGUGACGUGACGGUAAGCAGCGACAGUGACACGGAGAGUGAAGAUUUCUGUGAUUCCAUGGACCAGCCGGAUACAGAUCAGAUACCACAGCUUAUGAAAGCCUCCGCCAUCGAAGAACCCCUCAAAGCAAUCAGGGAGGAAGAACUCCUCAUGACCUCAACCCCCCUGGCCAGAAAGGUCACGACCCAGGCCGAAGUUCACCAGUUCAGAGGUCAUGAUUACAGGAACGGCGACGCCCAGCUACACAACUCAGAAGGAAUAGAGAACGGAGAGACACCCAUCAGUGUGAGAGGAGGAGGGGAGGUGACCCAAGUAGGCAGAGGUCAAGGCGGUAGAGGUCAAGGGUCAAGCGAGGGUGAUCAGAGAGGAUUCGUAGGACCAGGAAGAGGGUAUGGUUUGGAUAGCACCGGCGGUGGCAGGACCCAAUCGGGCGGUCAGAGUGGAGCAGCCGGAGGUAGAGAUCCAACCGACAGAAGAGGGCGCUCUUCAUCUAUUGACAUCAGCGAGCAGAUCAACAUUGCUCUCCAGCGUCUGCAGAGUGACAUGAGUAGUGUGUUGAUACGUCUCAAUACACUGGAGGCGCUGGCUCUAUCUCAGGCACAACAGGCCCAAGCACAGCGGCAGGUCAACCCUGAGGGUCAGACCCCAUCAACCCCUCCGUCCCAUCGCCGUUCCUGGCUCUCCUGGCUCUUCCCGAGGGCCCUCCCCGGGAGGACCGUCUUCUUUCUCCUUGUCUGGCCUCUCAUCGUCAAUGUCCUCCUGGUGCUAUGGAGGAGGAGGAGACAUCGACAUCUCAGGCGGUGAUGUGGAGGAAGUGUCUCCGGGCGGGUUUCGUAAACUUGGUUCACAAUGGUUCACAAAGCCUUUCAGUCCCCCCAUUGCCGACUUGAAGACUGCUGAUUCCAGACCUGUGUCCAUUUUAGGAAUGUCAGUGUACGUUAGUACACCAGGAUUCCUCCUCCAAUGCUUAGGGGUCCACCAAUAUGAACUAAUCAGGAUGAACUGAAUUGUUGCAUUAUUAAGUAAUUCUGAUUGAAAGACCAAGGAUGCCUCAACAGAGAACUUCACGUCUUAUCUGAACAAAAUAAAUCAUGAUUAUAGAAACAAAUCAUGAUGAUAUGAGCAGUGGCACUAUUAGGUAACUGUGAUGAAAAGAUCAAGGAUGCCUCAAUAGCGAACUGAACUACUUCACGCUGAAUGACAUGUCUAUCUGCACAUAUUCUGGGGGUAAGACUUAAGUAACAAUUUCGGAUAUUCCUCAGUUUUUAUUGCUGACAGCCGGACGGCUACUUUUAUCCACCCUGAUCCAAGAAGGUGUUCUGCGCUUGUGGUUGCUGAAGGUCCAAAAAGGUCUUCUUGUCUUGAGUUAUCCGAAAGUCCUCUGGUAAUUUAAUGCACAGGUAAUAACUAUCUGGAUUUAGGUUAGAAUAGUGUGCUAAAUCAUUAUCAAGACCUCUGAUUUAGGUUAAUAUAUGCAAAUGUAUUCAAUCUAUUCACCAUAGCAUUCUUACAGUCUGACAAACCAGAGGCUGAUAUGUCUUAUGAAUAUGUACAUGUAUAUACAUCAGAUUUUACAGAAUGAUCACUUACCUUGAUGAAUAGAAAGUUGAGGUGAAACUGCCAAAGAUUUGUUUUCUUUACAGUAUAUGCAAAUUCUCCAUCAUGAUUGGUAGAAACCUUUUAGAAACCAUAAUGGCCAGAAUUGGCUACUAAAAUUACCAUAGCGGCCACAAGUGGCUACUAUAGAUUUGACCUAAUCCAAACUAACCAAAAAGGUCAAAGGAAAGGUCGAGACCUGAAUUGACAUUUUUUCAAUGGUUUCCUUGUCAACUUAGUAUCUUUGUUUCUAAAUUUUAAAAACAAAUUUUCGUUUCACAGGGUUUCUUUUUCACACACAAUGGAAAUCUGUCCAAUAAUCAACAGUAUUAGUCGUGUCUGGGCGUAUGGUGAUGAGAAUUACAGAAAUGACUAGUCUUAAUAGAAUUAAAGUACCGGUAUGGUUGCACUUUUCACUGUGGAGCUAAAAUAAGGGAUGGUACAUCACUAGUUGCAAAAUACCAUCAAAAUGAUCACUUAAAGUAUCGGUAUGGUUGCACUAUUCACUGUGGAGCUAAAAUAAGGGAUGGUAAAUCACUAGUUGCAAAAUACCAUCAAAAUGAUCACUAAGUAUUGAAAUGUGGUCUUAUGUUCUAAAUUAUUCCCAUUUGAUGUCACAAUGUGUAAGGCAACCAUCUUGACAAACACUUCAAUCAUGUUUUUGAACGCAUAACUAUGUGUUAGGUGUAGUAUGCAGCAUGCACUGGUUUUAUCAAAUUCUUUGCAUGUUUGGUUGAUAAACCACUUUGCUUUGUAGACAAGUCGAAAUACUUAAAGAAGUUCAAAGCCAAACCUAAGUUGAGUAAAGAUGGCGUCUUUAUGGAACUAUUUUCUGUCAAGGUGCACAAAAGGGAUGGAACAAAAGUGAUGGUUGAAAGACAAGAUGUGGGCAAAUUGAAGUAUAACUGAAUAGAAGACCUAUACAUGUAGUCCAGUCAAUAAAUUCAUUCUGCACUUUUGACAUAAUCUGAGCCUAUGUCAGUGAACUUUGACCUGAUGUGUGAGAUCUGGGUAAUGAGCUUCCAUGUUAAUCAUUAGUGCAGAGUGAUCUUUGCAAAAUCAAAGCUUUGAUUUGUUUUAUUUUCUUCAAAUAGUUUGACGGUGUAUCACUCGUAAUUUGCACAAGCAUAAAUGACACUUUAUAUGUUUUCCCUUCGUUAAAUUCUGUCUUAUUGCCAAAACAAUUAUUGAUUGUUUUACAUGAAGAUGCACAUGGUUUAUAGACACGGCAUAUGAACAUUUUGUGCAUGUGUUUCAUGUGACACGGCACAUAUGUUUCUCUUGACAUGCACAUCCCAUGUGUUUGUUUAUUUUGACAAGAUGUGCACAUGUGUUUAAUGUCAGAACUACGAAAUUUCCUUUAUUUUUGUACCAUUAAUGAUUUUUCUAAUAUUGUGCAAUAUUCUUAAUCUGUUAGGAUUGUGUAUAUGUUAUGAUUUAGUCCAAAUGCAGGCAGAAUUGUUCAGAAUCCAUUAAAUUUAAUGUUGCUGUACAAGUUUUCAGGAAUAUAAACUUCACUGUCUUGUCUUAUAUUUAUGUUAAGUGUUGUGUACCAACACAUUGACC
Molecule: messenger RNA, 4003 nt
Organism: Asterias rubens (European starfish)
Lineage: Eukaryota; Metazoa; Echinodermata; Asteroidea; Forcipulatida; Asteriidae
Product: acyl-CoA-binding domain-containing protein 5A-like
Exons: 10
Coding region: 80-1645 (521 amino acids)
Biological process (GO): fatty acid metabolic process
Molecular function (GO): fatty-acyl-CoA binding
Source: RefSeq, a predicted model, not a curated record